AUGUCUGAUAUAAUGGAUAGACUGGAGAAUUCAACUACGAAAUUCAAGUUGGGUGAUAAUAUUCAUUUUGAAAUAUCAUCAUCUAGCCCGAGUAAUCAACCGAAACUGGGUAUUUCUCAAGAUCAAUCGAAACAGAGACUAGUAUCAAAUAAUCAAGAAUCAGCAAGUUCUGUAUCUAAAAGAAAGAAAAAGAAAAAUAAGAAAAAUAAGUCAAAGCUUGCUGCUUCUACAAUCCAUGCCCAUUUGAAUAAUCCAGGAGAUGAUUAUCCUACCUCAAGAGUUAUUAAGCAAGCACCAAAUGGGGAUGUAAUAGUCGAAAGUUUGGAUGGAGAAGAAGAGGAAGACGACGAAGAUGAUGAUGACGAAGAUGAUGAAAAUAAUGCAGAAUGUUUAGGCAAUAACAGCCAUCAACAUCACCACCACCAUCAUCAUAGUCAUGGACGCCAUCAUUCAGAUAAACGUAAUGACGACUGUGAAUAUUCUAGUAAUGGAACUUCAUGUAAUACGCGAAAGAAUUCAUCAUCCUCAAAUACUAAUUUAUGGGAUAGUGCAUCUAUUGAAGAACAGGAACGUUUGAAAGAGUUUUGGGAAUCCCUAGGCGAAUCUAAGAAAUUAGAAUUAGUUAGAAUUGAUAAAGACUCCAUCAUGAAAAUGUUCAAGAGUGAAACGAGACAACACUUGCAACAACUACUGUCGCAAAACAAUGGUACCAGCAGUGGUUUAGGAUCCAAUAAUAAUGGAAGUAAUGGUAACAAUUUCUGUACUUGCAAAUACUGUGGACGAAGAAAUAAUAUUAUCGAAGAAGAGUUGGAAAAUAUUUAUGAUAAUCAUUUUGAUGAUAUAAUUGAUUUCAUUCACGAUGUACGAGAUAUAAAUGAUUUGAAUGCUUUGCCAGGAUUGUUAUUUGGUGGAUUUCAUAUGUUAGAAGAAGAACGAAGAUUACAAAGACGGCAAUUGAAAUUCAAAGAAAAAUGGGAUCAGGCUCAAAGCCAACAACACAAUCAUCAUCAUAGUAAUAAUCACCAAUUGCCACCACCAACACAGCAACAAGCGAAACUGCAUAGUUUAAACCCGACACAGGUUCAGAAUGAUAUUAAAGUAAAUUUUAUUCAAGAUCAGAUGGAAAAGUUCAAGAAUCAUAUUGAAAAAUUGACUAGUGCUAGUGAUCAACAGAAUGGAGAACCGUCUUCUAACAAGUCUACCGAAGUUCAUUUGCGAACUAGUUUUGAUGAAAAUGAUCUAAAGAAUUCAAAUGAAUCACAACUAUUUAAUAAACUACUUGAUCCUAAAUUAUUUGAAGCGUUAGAAAGUAUGGAUUUGGAUAAAAUGAAAGAAAUUUCUAAAUUGGAUCCAGAAAAUUCCAAUAGUAUUCAUAUUUUGGAAAAGGCAACUUCAUUGAGAGAGAUUGUUCGAGAUUUAAAUAAUGUUGAUAAGGCAAAUUUACAGAAAGGAAUAUCUUAUGUUUCUAAUAUGGGUAAAUUUUUCUCCAACAUUGCUGCAAUUAAUGCUAGGAAUGGAGUUGAGGGAUCCGUUAUUGGAAAUAGACUUGAUGAUCAAAUAUCAAAAGGUUUAUCAACUUUUGCAGAGGAUUUGUUAAAAAAUGAUGGCAAUUCAUUCAUUGGUAUGAUGGAAGCACUUUCUGAAUCUAGAACAGCUCGAGAAGAAUUGUUAAAAGAAUCCCCAAAUGCCACGAUACAUAACACACUGCUGAAAUAUGCAUGGGUUGAUGAAGACGAUAAGGUAGAAAUUGAAGUACAUACAUGUGACAAUCCCCAUCACCACCACCAUCAUCAUACACCACGAUUUGAAGAAUUUGAAGAUGACGAAGAAGAAGAAGUAGAAGAUGCUGACGAAGAAGAAGAAGACGAUGACGAGGAAGACGAAGAUGAAGAUGAUGAGGAAGAUUAUGAAGACGAGGAGGAAGAUGAAGAAGAUUAUGAUGACGAUGAAGAUGAAGAUGCAAGCGAUACCGAAUCUGAAAUCUCUGAAGAAGAAAAAAUGCAAGAAAUUCGCCGAUUAUUCUUGAUUCAAGUCAUUAAAUUAUUCCAAGAAAGAUUGAAAAAUGCCUAUAAAGAGAAAUUGUCACAAGAUAGAACUCAAAAAUUAAUUGAAGAAUUGGAAGCUGAAGAGAAUGCCAAGAAAGAGCGUGAAAUGAAAAAAUUGAAACAAAAGGAAAAGGCUAAAGAGAAGAAACGUCUACAACAAUUGGCCAAAGAAGAGGAAAGAAAGAAAAAGGAAUUAGAAUUGAAAGCUAAAGAAGAAGAACAAAGGUUACAAAAGGAGAAGUUGAAGGCCGAACAGAAAAAGAGGAAGGAAGAGCAGAAAUUGAAGCGUGAAGAAGAAAAGAAGAAACGUAUGGAGGAAUUAAAACGAAAGGAAGAGGAGCAUAAAAAGAAGGUUGAAGCACAACAAAAACGUGAAGAAGAGGCCAAAAGAUUGAAGGAAGAACGUAGAAAGAAGGCAGAAGAAGAAAGAAAACAAAAGGAGGAAGAAAAGAAACAGAAGGAGAUGUUGAAAAAACAAAAGGAAGAAGAAAAGAGACAAAAGGAGUUACUCAAGAAGAAAAAGGAAGAGGAAGAAGCAAGAUUGAAAAGAGAACAACAAGAGAAAGAAGAAGAGGAAAAACAAAAGAGAUUACAAGCUCAGGAUCACGAUGAUGAUGAUAUUGUUAGACAAAUUGAAAGUGAAAGGUACAAAUUCUCUACUGGAAAUAAUCCACAUGAUCCACUUGUUAAUGGUAAUCCUUUAUUGAAUCAUUUAUAUCAGGCUGCAACUACGUCGAUGCCAACUACACCUACUUCUGAUGGGUUCCCUACUUUGACUGCUUUGCAAUCUGUUCCUCCAUUAAUUGGCCAACAUCCUUUGCAACAACAGCCUCAACAAGUUCCAUUAUCGCUUCCUCAAGGACAAAAUCUACAACAGUCUAUUGUACCUCCUCCUUCUUCUUCUACUCAUCAACCUCCAAUAUCACAACAAUAUCAAUACUCUUCGGAAUUUAUUUCUAAUACUUUUCAAAAUGGAUCUAAUUUGUUGAAACAACCUUCAAUAAUGAAUUCUCCUCAAACGGUUUUAAUAAAUUUGCUCAAUAAUGGUUCUUCAAACACGGUUACCAAUGGGUUAAAUGGCGGCAGUGGUAAUGCUACUAUUACUGCUGGUAAUACGUUAUCACCAUGGUCAAGUAAAUCGAGAUUGAAUUCCUUAACUGCCCUGACUCAGCAACCAUUCAGUGCCACAACAGGUAGCCAGUUUGUUUCAUCAAAUCCACAAAGCUCGACAUUACCAAGCUCCACUGUUGCUGGGGGUGUUGGAUCAGCUCAAUCUUCAACCAAUUUCAGUCCCUUCAAUGCAUUUGCUGAUCCGUUGAAUACAGACACAUUUAUUAGUACUCCAGUAAGUGGUAAUAGCAACAACAUUUGGAUGAAUUCUGGAAAUGGUAAAACAACUAAUCUGGGAACAACUGGUUCUCGUAGUAACUCAAUUUGGAGCAAUCCUAAUGAACCAUCAUUAAUUAGUACAAAUACUGCCAAUGGUAGUGGUCUUUGGAAUAAUAGUAACAACAAUAAUGGCAACACUACCACCAAUUCAUCUGAGGUUGAUUUAAUCCAAUCAACAACUUUUAAUUGUUUUCAAAUAUUACAGAAUAGUGGGCAAGUUGAAUUUGGAUUUGCACCAUUGGUGAACCUUUUCCAAAAUGUGAAGACUAUUUUGAAUAUGCCAAACUUGUCUAUCAAUCAAUUUAUUAGUUGUUGUACAUCAUUUAAUGCAACUUCUAUUUAUCAAUUUAACCUCAAGUAUGAUGAAUUUGGUGCUGUUACCCAUGUUAAUGUUGUAUUGAAUGGUUUGCCAAGAGCUUCUCCUCCACCCGUAUCUGGUCAACAAGUUAAUGGUGGAGGGUUGUCCAGUUUUGUCAAUACUUCUUCACCACCAGGAUUGUUUAGUGAUCAAAAUGGGGUUAAUUCAUCGUUUUUGAGUCCAAUUGGAGAGUUGACAAACAAUACUGGUAAUUCCAAUGGAUUGAGCAGAAAAUUAUGGAAUUAA
This is a messenger RNA of Candida tropicalis MYA-3404, 4038 nucleotides long. RefSeq lists its product as uncharacterized. Bases 1 to 4038 code for a protein of 1345 amino acids. The record is from RefSeq and is a predicted model, not a curated record. Lineage: Eukaryota; Fungi; Ascomycota; Pichiomycetes; Serinales; Debaryomycetaceae. The transcript has a single exon.